GUUCACGUUCACGUUCAUCGUUGAAACGGCAGCAAGAUCGGACGCCGGCGGCGGCACGCACCUAUGACGUCACGCACGCUGCUCGCCGAUGUCGCUUCCAGCUUUCGAUUUCGUCGACCCUCUGAAAGCAACUAAAGGAGCAGGGGGUCUCUCCGUUCUCCUCUUCGUCGUCUUGUUGACGUUGUGGAUUCGAGGAUGCCCUCCCUAUCGGAGCAGCUGCAGGAGGCCCGCAGUCAGGCAGAAGUGUGUUUGUACUCCGGUGGCAGGGUGCUGGAAGUGCGGGCCGCUGUGACGGUUAUGGCUCAUCUCCCUUUGCCGCCGUGCUCCAAAUACCACCACGUUUCUGCAGAAACCGUGGUGAUAGAAAACAGCUUUGGCAGCAACAGAAAAGAGACACUUGCAUCAUUGCAGCGCUUAUCUACAGCUCUGAACAUUCUGGAAAAGUAUGGGUGUAACCUCACAAAUCCCAACAGACCCAAGUAUUGGAGAACUGUCAAGCACAACAAUCCAGUGUUCAGGGCCACAGUUGAUGCGAUCCAGGGAGGAAGGGCAGUGCUUUGUCUCUAUGGUUACUCCAAUCAGAAGCCAGAUGGGCUCAGCUUCCCUGAUGACGUCACCGAUCCUGACGUUGGCAAAGUUGCUGCAGUAACUUUGGAGGUGAUGAGCCUGCGGAUGGAGCUCGAAAUGCUCAUCAAGGAGACUCAUCCUCAUCCAGAAUUCUAUGAGCGAAUCAUUCCUACCCUAAGACACAAGGAUGUGGGCCUGAAUACCGAUGCUGUGGUCAGCCGUUCGUCUUUCAGCUGUAGUAAAAAUCAUUCGGACAGUCAGUCCAAGUCACUCGCCUUCCCGCUCCGUCGCCGUUCCAUGAGGGAGAGCGGCCAUGCUUGCUCCCUCUCUCCCGACCAUCAAAGUCUCGAGCCCGUUCAGCUCCUGUUACCAGCCUUCAAGAAACACCCCGAAAACUGCACUAUCUGUGGAAUAUUUCGCAUCACUGUCCACUGCCUGAGUUGCCUCCGAGGCAUGUGUUUCGAAUGUGACAGACUGUACCAUUCCUACCCCGAACGGGCCAAGCACCGUCGAACAGCUGUCGCAUCCUCGACUUCUUCCACCCCAACUUCUAAAAGCGGGAAUAGUAAAAGUUCUUCCACCUGGCAUUGCCUUCAGUGCACAAAAGUCAACUCAUCCCAGGAUGUGCUGUGUGAGGGUUGUGAGUGCCCUCACUAUGAAUCACUCGGCUCUGCUGGAGAUGAUUCUCCACCAGCUACCAUCGCAGAUUGGCAGUGUAAGAGCUGUACAGUGGUCAACGCAGCCAGCAGCAUUCUAUGUGAGGUGUGCGAAAGACCUCGUUUGGCUACGCGACCUCCGGUUACCCCUUCACACCCUCCUAUCACCCCACCCAGACCACCAGCACCUGUACUGGGGAUGCCAGGGGACCCUGACAGCCAGUGGGUGUGUCAGUUCUGCACAUAUCUCAACUACUCACCUGCCACAGUGUGUGAGAUGUGUGACCUAGCCCGUCCAGAGCCUGCACCUCUGCCAUCAAAACUCCGCCCUCCCUUCCCAGUCAGACGAGUCCCUGCUCUGCCAGUCAAACCCAAAGAACUGACCCAAGAAGACCCAAAUUCCUGUAGGCAGCGGCGAAUGAAGGAGGAUGGGCUGAAGCUAAUACAGCUGAUUCGAGAUGGGGAGAAGAAUGGCAUCAGCCCAGAAGAGGUGUACACAUGCAUGAAGGUUGCGAGAGAUACCAACAUUCUGCCUUGCCGAUGGUUGAAGUCAGAGCUGGCUCAGCAAUUGGACAAGAUCAGCCUGUUGUCAGCAAUGUUCUCCCAUCAGUCUAUCAGGUCUUGCGAGGCCUCCGCUGAGGAUUCUGGAAAAGUGAUUGUUGCCGUCCAGCUUUCCAGAGCAGAAGCCAAACAGUCCUGGCUGACAGCAGGAGGCGACUCGGAGAAGGCUGCCAGACAAGCGCUGCAAGACAGACUCGCCAAAGUAAAGAUGCUGUGCUCGUUGGGCUUUACGGAUGAGGCUCAUUGUCAUGAGGUUUUGCGGCAAAGCGGGGGCGGGGUCAGAGGGGCGCUGGCUUUUCUGCAGCGCCCCCUUCUGGAACCCUUCCACGAACGUAUUUGGAGCGAUAACCCCGAGCCAGCAGUCGACAUCCAUCACCCUGACAAGCAGCGUGUAUGUCGGAGGUUACUGGCAGUAUAUGAUCUACCCAGCUGGGGCCGCUGUGAGCUGGCGCUCUCCCUCCUUCGGGAGCACAAUGCCCCCUACUCCCUGGAGGAUGUCGUGCAGGCCGUCCAAGAGUCUCAUGACAGGGAGUUCAUCAAAAGAGUCCUGGCCAAAGAAUGUCCCAUCUGCCUUUCUGUCUUUCCCCAUAGUAAGAUGCAGUCCCUGACGUCGUGCCAGUGUUCCGUGUGUUGUGGUUGUUUCCAGCAGCAUUUCACCAUCGCUGUCAGGGACAAACAUAUCAGAGACAUGGUGUGCCCAGUCUGCUGGGAACCUGACAUCAAUGACCCUGAGGACCUCAACAGCUACUUCUCCACCUUGGACAUCCAGCUGAGAGAAUGUCUGGAACCCGAAGUAUAUGAGCUCUUCCACAAGAAGCUGACAGAGCAGGCCCUAAUCAAGGACCCAAAGUUCCUGUGGUGCUGCCAUUGUUCGUAUGGGUUCAUCUAUGAUGGGGACCAGCUUAAAGUCACCUGUUUUCAAUGUCACAACAGUUUUUGUGCUCAGUGCAAAAAGCCUUGGGAAUCUCAGCAUGCUGGUUUAUCCUGUGAGCAAUACCAGUCCUGGAAGAGGGAAAAUGAUCCAGAGUAUCAGAAACAGGGCCUGGCUGGCUACUUGCGAGACAACGGCAUUACCUGUCCGAACUGUCGGUUCCAGUAUGCGCUUUCUAAAGGGGGCUGCUUGCACUUCUGCUGCUCUCAGUGUCGUUACCAGUUCUGCAGUGGUUGCAACAACCCGUUCCAUACGACCUGCGCUGUGGAUGAAUGCAGUGUAUCCGGACUCCAUGCCCAUCACCCCCGGGACUGUCUGUUCUAUUUGAGAGACUGGGAACCUUCUCGACUUCAGGCCUUAUUGGAGAACAAUGGUGUUGCAUACAAUACUGACCCCCCUCCUGGAACACAGACAGGACUGUGCGGAGUGAUUGAGCAGAAGGAUGACGGAGGCCAGCAGCCCGACUCGGCUUGCGGAGCGCUGACCCAAACUGGACAUGCUGGACUCUGCGAGAAGCAUUAUCGAGAGUACCUGGUCAGCUUGAUCAACAGCUCCUCCAUUGACCCGGCCCGACUCUACAGCUCCAAUGAACUGCUGCUGGCCUGCAGGAGGUACAAGGUCGAUGACACCCACAGGGAUGGAGAGGAUGGAUUCAUCUACUACAGCAGACUGCUGGAGAAACUAAUGGAUGAAGUCCCGCUGGGUGACAAGGUCCCACGCAAGAAAUAAGUCGCUCUCACAUCCAACCCAUGACACAUUAUGUAAGGUUUUCACGUCUUCUCAUCCCAGCUUUGUGCUAUUGAGUCAACGGAACAAUGAAAUUAAUGUCAUUUUCAUAUUAGCUGAGAGGAUGCCAAAUAUUUUUUUUCAAGAAACAUUCGCUGGAAGAAAGAAACAUCUCCAAAAACAUCACAUUUCAGGAAACUGGAAAAAAACUGGGGGGCAUGUUUCUUGCCCUAUUUCUAUUGCGUUUUCAAAGCGUGCAAGCCAUUUUCAGCACUUUAGAUUGGUCAAUAAUUAGCCAAAACUAUAGACUCACGUGGGGACUGACAAAUAAUAGAGAUUUGUGAAAAAGUAUGAUGCAAAUAGAUCAUUUGUGGACACCCAACAGUAAUGAUAUGAGCCUUGGCUAAGUGUGCGGAUAUUACAGUGGACCCCCGCAUUCAACCCCCCGGAUUCACCCAUCCUCAGAUUCUGUUGAUAUACCAAAAAAAAAAAAAAAAAAAAUCCCUUUUCCUGUUUUUUUCGGGAAAGAUGUUGUGGCGUUUUAUCUCCGCUUAUUUGAGAAUUGUCCGGGUUUGAAAAUCAGAAUCAUCAUGUUUUCCCCCCAAUGCAUCAAUUAUGUGUGGAUUUUCGCUCUCAGCGGAUGGCGGGGGGUCCGCUGUUUUACUACAAUAUCCAGAAUAUAUUGCAACCACAGUGAGAAGUAAUGAAGCAGCUGAACUGUCCAUUUGUGAGCUAAAUCAUCAAGUUAGAAAUGUAAUUGCGCUAAGACAUUUGAAAAUAACAUGACCCAGAACAGCAGUGUAAGUGAAAGAAAGUGAUCAAAUAAUGUCUCUUUGAUUCAGAAUAUAUAGUGCACGAUACAGUGUGUGUGUGUGUGUGUGUGUGCGUGCUGUAUGUUUUCAUCCAUAGGAAAAAUAAAAAAAAUCUCAAAAGAUUUUGGGGAUUGUCACUGCAUUGUUGUACUGUUCUGUAUGGUCGACUGAAAGAUUGUCAAGCUGGCUAUUUCUGCAGGCCCUUGAUUUGAAUUCCGUUGUCACACUGUGACAUCCAUCCACAUUUGUCACUGACUUAAAUGUAGAAUAUGAAACAGCUUAUUAGAAUAUCGCAUGUCUGUAUUUGCACAGAAUUCACUCAUGAGUUAUGACCUGGAUUGUAUUCUUGGCCUUCUACUUUCCAGAUACUCUUACGGCGUUAUUAAUGUGAAGCUGUAUGCCAACCACAAUGCAGUUGGAUUCAUGUUGAUCGGGUUUCUAACUUGUUGCUUUGAAAAUGUCCAUUCGUGUUGAGUCCACGCAACGCGGAUGUCAGAUGUCAUUUCUCCGAAACCGCGGUCCUGCUCACCUCCGUUUUUUUGCAUCACCUGUAUAAUAUCUUUGCAAAUAAAUGGAAAUGUCCCAAA
Molecule: messenger RNA, 4840 nt
Organism: Phyllopteryx taeniolatus (common seadragon)
Lineage: Eukaryota; Metazoa; Chordata; Actinopteri; Syngnathiformes; Syngnathidae
Gene: rnf31
Product: ring finger protein 31
Exons: 24
Coding region: 196-3444 (1082 amino acids)
Biological process (GO): protein linear polyubiquitination
Cellular component (GO): LUBAC complex
Molecular function (GO): zinc ion binding; K48-linked polyubiquitin modification-dependent protein binding; ubiquitin protein ligase activity
Source: RefSeq, a predicted model, not a curated record